AUGUCGCAGGGCAUCAACGAGCGCCUCAUGGCUGUCUGUCCACCUCUGCAGGAAAGCAAAUUCCCCAUCAUCCUAAGCGCCUACGUCCCUCAACGACCAGUUCCGAUGAGGCGAAGCAAGUUCUGCAAAGACCUGAACACCCUUCCAGUGACUGUGCCGAACGCAAACAAGUCGACUAUCCUUGGUGACAUCGAUGCCCGCUUCGGACAGACCCCGCUGCUUCUAAGGGAGUAUUGGGUCCCCGUGGACUCGGCGACUGCAACGAAAGCGACCAUCUCCUGCAAAUCCGUUCAAAACAUAGCUUUUUCGUGA
Molecule: messenger RNA, 312 nt
Organism: Spirometra erinaceieuropaei
Lineage: Eukaryota; Metazoa; Platyhelminthes; Cestoda; Diphyllobothriidea; Diphyllobothriidae
Source: the annotation of a GenBank genome assembly